Messenger RNA from Gryllus bimaculatus (two-spotted cricket), 891 nucleotides. The record is from the annotation of a GenBank genome assembly. Lineage: Eukaryota; Metazoa; Arthropoda; Insecta; Orthoptera; Gryllidae.
AUGAUAUCAAUCACAUGUUUCGUUGUCUCAGACAUCGCAGAUUAUCAGCUGAUCUACUGCCAGCCAGAAGGAGUCAAGUCGACAUUCGCUGCUCCUCCAGCAGCGCCACCGGCGAACCAUUUGGACGCUCGUGAAUCCUUCGCCAUAAACACACAAUACCGGGCGGUGAAUAUUAUAAGUGAAGCCAAAAUGGAGGCGCGCGAAGGGAACGGUCGCGAGGACGCCGGUGUACAGGACGACGCUGUGCGGGAGGUUACGCAUGCGCAGUCCGAGCAGGAGGCAGAGAGGGAGGCUUCCGCAGACGACGCGCAUUGCGCCAGACGCCGGGUGGAGCGCAAGGUGGAAGCGUUCAAGAGGCGAUGCGGCGAGGUCGUCCCUUCGUCGACGGAGAUCGACUUGCGCGACGCGGUCACCAGAGGGCGUCUGCACGACGUCCGCCGCCUCUUGGCGCAAGGCGUCGACCUCGACAACUGCCACCUCCACGGGACUCCCAUCGUCACGCUGGCGGUCUCCACCAAGAAGGCCACCCCGGCCGUCGUCGCGUUGCUUCUGGAGCACGGGGCCGACGUGAACGCGGUCAACGUGUACGGGAUGACGGCGCUGCACAGCGUCGCCAUCAAGAACCACAGCCCCGCGUGCGUGCGCCUGCUGCUGGAGGCGGGGGCGGGAGUGGAUGAUAGGGACCUGGAGGGGCGGGCGCCACUCCACUGGGCGGCGUGGAGCAACGAGGAGGAGCUGGUCCGCGCGCUGCUGGCGGCCGGCGCCGACGCGGACCUGCGCUGCUGGGGCGGGCAGUGGGCGGGCAAGACGCCGCUCGACCUCGCCACGGCAGACGCCGUCCUGGAGAUGCUGCGGGCGGCGACCGCGGCCGGAGACCACGCCGCCACUUAA